CGUUGCGUGCCUGCUGCUUGCGCAUGAUCCAUCCCUCGCGCGCCCUCGGAUCCGAGCAGCACCAGCUGAUGACCGCUUGUGCGGCGCCUGUGCUGACGCUGCAUCUGAGAGCUGCCGAGGGACGCUGCUGCAGCCUCGCAUCUGCUCCUGUGGCUGCGCUGCGCCCUCUGGCGCAUCGGCGCGGCUCUUCGCUGCCGAGCGCUGAUGGCUGCUCAGCCGCUGCAUCGGAUACAGCAGCACUCUCGGACCUGACGAGCUGCUGACCCUCUCUCCUCUGCACCACCACCACCGCCGACGACCCCACCACCGACCGCCCGCCGCCCUCGCAAGACACCUUCCUCUCACACGCAAGCCCUCCAAGCCUGCCUGAUCCCUCUCGCCCUCUCCUCACGCCCGCCUCCUCGCCUGCGCACUCCGCGCACCUCUCUCCGAGUCCCUCCUCAGCAUCUCACCCCGAAGCCUCGCACCUCUGCUGCCGCGCACCGAUGGGCAACUGCCUCUCCAACAGCGCGGGCAACGACGGCUCGCCCGAGUCGCUCAAGUCGCGCCAGCUCGACCGGCUGCUGCGCGACGACGAGAAGCGCAUGGUCAAGGAGGUGAAGCUGCUGCUGCUCGGUGCGGGCGAGAGCGGCAAGUCGACCAUUCUCAAGUCCAUGCGCCUCAUUCAUCACAUCCCAUUCACCGCCGCCGAGCGCGAGCACUACCGGCGCCUCGUCUUUGUGAACCUGGUGCAGGGCAUGAAGCUGCUGCUGGACGCCAUCGAGGAGUGGGGCGGGCACUUUGAGCAUCCCGAGUACGCCACGUUUCUCUCGCUCUUCAUCGCAUAUCCAGACAUCGCCGAGGAGGAGCCGUUCCCGGCAAACUACUUUGAGCCGCUGCGCCUGCUCUGGAACGACGCCGGCGUGCAGGCGGCGCAUCGGAGAGGCAACGAGGCUGCCGUGCCGGAAAAUCUGACCUACUUCUUUGCCGACCUGGACCGCUUCUUCGACCCGCGCUACGUGCCGACGGACUCUGACAUCCUGCGGUGUCGCAACAAGACGACGGGCAUCAUUGAGACCACGUUCCCGAUCGAUGACCGCAUGUACAGAAUCCUCGAUGUCGGAGGACAGCGCUCGGAGCGCAAGAAGUGGGUGCACUGCUUCGAGGGCGUCACGGCUGUGCUGUUCCUCGUGGCGCUGUCGGGCUACGAUGCCUGCCUCGUCGAGGACCGCGACAGCAACCAGAUGCAAGAGUCGCUGAUGCUGUGCGACUCCAUCUUCAACUCAAAGUGGUUUGCGCGGACGUCCAUGAUUCUCUUCCUCAACAAGGUCGACAUCUUCCGCACCAAGAUCAUGUACUCGAGCGUCAAAUCGUACUUUCCCGACUAUGACGGCGACGACCAGGACUUCAACGCCGCGCGCAACUACUUCAAGCACCGCUUCUGCCGCCUCAACCGCUCGCAGACCAAGGAGAUCUACCCCUCCUUUACAAACGCUACAGAUACGGGCCUGCUCAAGAUUGUCAUGGCGAGCGUCACGGACAUCAUCUUGACGACGAGCUUGCGCGACAUCAUGUGAUGGCCGUCGCUCAAGCACGGCAGCCGUGUGCGCCGCACUGAACAGCGUCAGGGGUCGCAUGCGCCUCCAACCAGACCUGUCUUCGACUCUUACGACCCCUCGGGACCACCUCUCCUUUGCGCGCGCCGCCCCCCUCUUCCCAUCGCCCGUCACCUCUUCCCCUCGAUCGCGCACGCGCCUUCACCGGCAGUCGGCGCUUCACAUUCCCUUCGUCUCUGUCCCGUCUCGAGCUCUAGUUGAUUCCCCCGGCCCGCGUGCUACCCCAUCCAUCUGUACUUCUACCCAUCAUAGGACCCGCCGUCAAGAGUGAAUCAAGAGCUUCAUUGCGCGAGA
Messenger RNA from Tilletiopsis washingtonensis, 1889 nucleotides. Its product is annotated as putative Gpa2-guanine nucleotide-binding protein alpha-2 subunit. Gene Ontology annotation, molecular function: G protein-coupled receptor binding; G-protein beta/gamma-subunit complex binding; guanyl nucleotide binding. The record is from RefSeq and is a predicted model, not a curated record. The transcript is spliced from 11 exons. Bases 486 to 1556 code for a protein of 356 amino acids. Gene Ontology annotation, biological process: Rho protein signal transduction; G protein-coupled receptor signaling pathway. NCBI's taxonomy places the organism in Eukaryota, Fungi, Basidiomycota, Exobasidiomycetes, Entylomatales. Gene Ontology annotation, cellular component: heterotrimeric G-protein complex.